This is a messenger RNA of Pieris macdunnoughi, 1236 nucleotides long. NCBI's taxonomy places the organism in Eukaryota, Metazoa, Arthropoda, Insecta, Lepidoptera, Pieridae. The record is from the annotation of a GenBank genome assembly.
AUGCUGGAGGAGUUACGACCGACAGACACAUCGAACUGGAGCACGACGAAUGAACAAGACUUCUACAUAACAUUCUACGAUCAGACAAGCGGACAAUAUGUUAAUAACACACAGAAUAUUACACAGGUUUACCAAUCAUUCAUUUUACCAUGGUGGCGACAACUUCUUUGGACCGUUCUUUUCGCCGGUAUGGUCGUUGUUUCGACUGUGGGCAACCUAGUCGUAAUAUGGAUAGUUCUAGCAAAUAAACGUAUGAGAAGUGUGACAAACUAUUUUCUUGUGAAUCUAUCAAUAGCGGACGCAAUGAUGUCAACAUUGAAUGUUACAUUCAAUUUCACAUACAUGCUGUACUCGGAUUGGCCGUUUGGACAUUUUUACUGCAAAUUCUGCCAAUUUGUUGCCGUAUUGAGCAUAUCUGCAUCGGUGCUUACUCUCAUGGCUAUCAGUAUUGAUCGGUACGUAGCAAUAAUGAGCCCUCUCCGACAGAGGUUGGGAAAGCGCGCGACGCUUGGCAUAGCAGCCGCGAUUUGGGCCAUCAGUUGUGUUGUCAGUAGUCCCAAUUUCCUCUACUUCACCACUGAAACUGAUCUAUUACCAGAUGGAAAUGUUAGACGCAUAUGCUUUCCUGAUUGGCCGGAUGGUAUCACGACUAGAUCUCAAUUGGAAUACGUGUAUAACGUAAUGUUCAUGUUGCUGACAUACUUUCUACCAAUAAUGUCAAUGAGUUACACCUACUCCAAAGUCGGGGUCGAGUUGUGGGGCUCCAAAUCCAUUGGUGAAUGUACCCAGCGGCAAUUGGACAAUGUUAAAAGCAAACGAAGGGUGGUCAAAAUGAUGAUAGUUGUCGUUGUGAUAUUCGCCGUAUGUUGGCUGCCGUUCCACGUUUAUUUUAUCGUGACGUCAUAUUACCCAGACGUGGUCAACUACGAGUACAUACAGGAAAUAUACCUCGGGAUCUAUUGGCUUGCGAUGAGCAAUUCCAUGUAUAACCCUAUUAUUUACUGUUGGAUGAAUUCCAAAUUUCGUCGUGGCUUCAAACAAUUCUUCUGGUGUUGUGGUGCGUUGGGUAACGGUGGAUUCAACCGGCACAGAGGCUUCGGCCCAGAUCUACCCGACAUGUCCAUGAGAUCUGUGUCUCCAAGCCGUAAAAAUGGUACAAGUAUGUUCAAGACGACAUUCAAAAUGACAAAGUCGAGAAAGUCCGGAUCUCCACAAUUUCUACAUGUCAAUAAAUAG